AUGGCACUUAGACCCAUUGAUAACGCUCUUCCAACAAUAACCCAAGAAAGACCCAAAAAACAACCUAGAAUCGCUGUCGCAACUCACAAACAACAACCUCCUACUGCUAAUGACGAAAAUCAAGUCCCGUCGGAACCCACCGUUGAUUAUAUUUCAUCCGACAACCUUAAACCCAUGUCGGAUCCGGAAGCUCAGAUUCAAAGUUUGAUUGAAGAUUUGGAUUCGAAAAAUUGGGUCGAAGUUUGUGAAUCGUUGAAUGAUGUUAGGCGAUUUGCAUUGUACCACUCUUCUCUUCUAUUACCCAUUUUGGAUAAAAUUUUGUUGGUGGUGGUGAAGUCAAUGAAGAACCCUCGUAGUGCUUUAUGCAAAACCUCUAUUAUGGCUGCUUCUGAUAUUUUCAAUGCUUUUGGUGACAAAUUGUUUGAUCCAUCUACUUCUGAUGCGUUUGAGGAUUUGCUGUUGCAGCUGCUGCUGAAAGCUUCUCAAGAUAAAAGGUUUGUAUGUGAAGAAGCUGAGAGAGCACUUGGAUCAAUGGUGGGUUCCAUGACACCUCUUUCAUUGCUUCAGAAACUAAGGGUUUCUGUGAGUCAUAAGAACCUUAGGAUCAGAGCUAAAGCUGCUGUUUCUCUAUCCAAAUGUGUCUCCAAGAUGGGAAGUGAUGAAAUGGAGGAGUUUGGGAUGGAAAAGUUGAUUGAAGUGGCAGCUGAUUUAGUGAAUGAUAGGCUUCCAGAGGCAAGAGAUGCAGCAAGAGCUAUAGCAACUUCAGUGUAUGAGGCAAUCAUUAAGGAUGUGGAGGUGGAAGAGAAGAUGGAAGCGUGGCAGAGCUUUUGCUUCUCUAAGUUAACACCAAUUAAUGCCAUUUCGAUUUUAAAAAUUGUUAAAGCUUAG
This is a messenger RNA of Vicia faba (fava bean), 888 nucleotides long. NCBI's taxonomy places the organism in Eukaryota, Viridiplantae, Streptophyta, Magnoliopsida, Fabales, Fabaceae. The record is from the annotation of a GenBank genome assembly.